Drosophila rhopaloa is the source of this 4605-nucleotide messenger RNA. RefSeq names its product probable multidrug resistance-associated protein lethal(2)03659. Gene Ontology annotation, molecular function: ABC-type transporter activity; ATP binding; ATP hydrolysis activity. Gene Ontology annotation, cellular component: membrane. NCBI's taxonomy places the organism in Eukaryota, Metazoa, Arthropoda, Insecta, Diptera, Drosophilidae. Gene Ontology annotation, biological process: transmembrane transport. The transcript is spliced from 10 exons. The record is from RefSeq and is a predicted model, not a curated record. Bases 660 to 4562 code for a protein of 1300 amino acids.
CCUUUUAUGAGUACAAAUAGGGAUAUAAAGCCUUUUAAUUCCACACGUGAUGGUGUCUAGCAUCUUUUUUUUUUCUUGUGUCUUAUCAUUUUAAACGAACUUAAGUCGAGACAAAAGUUUCCCAUGAGAUAAACUUUAAACUAAUGUUCUGUUUAUGAUUAAGGUGGUUUAAGUUUCCAAAAAAUAGAAGAUACCUUUAGGUAUACUUUACUGCAUGUAUGUGGCCCCUUUAAAUAUACCUUGUCGGCUUAAUCUUAAUAUUCAACAUGUAUAACAUUACUUUCAUAGCUAUAAAAUAGCUCUUAUCUCACAUAUCAGAGGCGAAUUUUUCAUAUCAGCCGGUAGUCUCCACGCGACAAGUUAGUAUCUUUCAGAAGUUUAAGGUGCGCGGACAUAAAACUUUUUAAUUUUUUGCACCAAAAAUAAGGAGAGCCGUUCUAAUUAAAAAUAUAUUUUAAUAAACUCAUUACAACUACGCUUUCAAUUGCUGGUUAUUGUUUCACUACUAGCAAAUCCUGAUAAGAUAAAACACCUUCACAAAGUUUGGAAAUUCUGACUUUCAUUUUAUUUUACCGAGUCUAUUGACCUACAUUUUCGGUGCGGUUGGAUGUACUCUAGAAAUUUAUUUAAAAAUCACAAGUUUCUAGCUGGUGUGUAAUAUGCAGUCGGUAAAGACUGAAGAUCUCCCAGAGAAUCCUCGAGAGCGAUCAAAUUGUAUUACGUCAUUAUGGUUUUGGUAUACCAUGCCCAUAUUUUUUAAAGGGUCUAAAGAUUCAUUGGGUACAAAGGACCUUUACAGACCCUUGAAGGAGCAUAAGUCAGAUACUCUCGGCAACAAAUUGUGCGCCUCGUGGGAGCAAGAAUUGAGAAAUCCCAAUGGAAAGCCGAACCUUCUAAGGGCCCUGCUGCGGGUUUUUGGCUGGCAAAUGGGAUUCCCCGGUCUGGCAAUUUUGGUUGAGGAGCUGGGUCUGAGAACUUUCCUGCCGAUCUUCUUGGUGAAGUUUAUUUCGUAUUUCACAAACAACUCAGAAUCCGUUGAGAUGGGCUAUUUUUAUGCGGGCUUACUGACACUAAGUAUUGCCCUCAGUGUGAUGAUCAUAACUCCUGCCAUGUUUGACGUCCAUCAUGUGUGCUUUAAGAUGCGGGUCGCCUUGAGCAGCAUGAUCUACCGGAAGUCCCUUCGACUGAGCAAGAGGGCACUGGGCGACACCAUGUCCGGACAUGUGGUCAACCUAAUCUCCAACGACGUCUCCCGCCUGGACGAUGGAAUCUUCUACUUGCACUAUCUUUUGGUGGGGCCAUUGGAAGCUCUGCUGGUUACCUACUUGAUGUACCAGAAGAUUGGAAUCGCAGCCGUGUUCGGCGUGAUCUUCAUGGUGCUCUUCAUACCCCUGCAGAUGUAUCUAGGCACAAAGACCUCAGAGCUGCAGCUGAAGGCCUCUGAAAGAACUGACAACCGGAUGCGGAUGGUGAAUGAGAUCAUCUCCGGCAUCCAAGUGCUGAAGAUGUACGCCUGGGAACGGCCCUUCGAGAAGAUGGUGGCUUUCGCGCGACAGAAGGAGGUCAAUGCUAUUCGCCAGGGACAGUACAUUAAAGGCUUCCGCUUUGCCAGCAGAGUCAUCCUCCCGCGCAUUUCCAUAUUCCUGAGUUUGGUUGGCUACGUGAUCCUGGGACAGUUUCUCACGCCGGAAGUGGCCUUUCUGAUCACCGCCUUCUACAACAUACUUCAAGCCUCCAUGACCAUAUUUUUUUCUAUGGCCAUCAUCCAAACAGCCCAAAUCCUGGCAUCAAUCGACCGUGUACAGAAGUUUAUGCAAUCCGAGGAGGUAAAUGAGACGGAUAAGGGUGAAAAGCUACCGAAAUAUUCCGUCAUUGCUGAAGAGGAAAGUAUUUUACCUCCAUCCCCCUCCGUCAUUUAUCAAGAGACCAGUUUACCAAAGCCUGGUAUCUCUAUUACCGGACUCAGGGCCAAAUGGGAUCGCGAUUCGCAUGACAAUACACUUAGUGGGGUAAGUCUGCAGAUUCAGCCCGGGACUAUAGUGGCGGUCAUGGGUCCCACUGGUUCCGGCAAAUCGAGUCUCAUCCAGGCCAUUCUCGGCGAGCUCAAAGCAGAUGCCGGCCAGAUAAAGGUUAAUGGAUCCAUGUCUUAUGCCCCCCAAGAACCAUGGCUCUUUUCCGGCACCGUGCGCCAAAAUAUUCUUUUCGGUCAGCCCAUGGAUCAUCAGCGGUACGCCAAAGUGGUAGAGAACUGUGCCCUGACGAGGGAUUUCGAGCUUCUUCCACUCAAGGACAAAACGAUGGUUGGAGAGCGGGGAGCUUCCCUGUCUGGUGGACAGAGGGCAAGGAUCAGUUUGGCGAGGGCUGUCUACCGGGAAGCGUCCAUCUACUUACUGGACGAUCCAUUAAGUGCAGUGGACCCCCAUGUGGCCCGCCAUCUCUUCGAGCAGUGCGUGCGUGGCUUCUUGCGGGGCAGCACCGUAGUUCUGGUUACCCAUCAACUGCAGUUCCUGCAGCACGCGGAUCAGAUUGUGAUCUUGGAGAAGGGACAGGCGAGUGCUGUGGGCACCUACGAGUCGCUCCUUAAAACAGACAUCGACUUUGUCGCCAUACUGGAAGAAGCGGAUAAGGAAGAUGAUCAUGAGAAGGAACGACCACGUUCAGACAGCAAUGGUAAAUCCCCCAACGAAGUGCGUCGCAACAGUGCGAAAAGUGUGCAGUCGAAGAUCAAUAAGGAGAGCCAGCAAUCAGGUAAUAUCAGUCUGGCAUUAUACAGGAAGUACUUCCAGGCUGGCGGCGGACUUUUCGCUUUCCUUCUAAUGGUGACCUGCUCUGUGCUGGCGCAGGUGGUGGUUUCCUUGGGCGACUACUUCCUGAUUUACUGGGUCGACAAAAAGCACAAUGUUGCUGUCCUAGGAGAACCCCAGAAUAUGGACUCUGAAAUCAAGGAUGUAAACAUAUUUACGCUGAUCAUAAUAUUGUCCAUUAUAAUGACCUUAUCGUCAUCGAUCUUGUUGUACAACAUCGCCAAGAAAGCUUCUAUUCGUUUGCACAACACCAUAUUCAACCGGAUUACGCGCGCUCCAAUGUACUUUUUUAGCUUGAAUGAACUCGGGAGUAUUUUGAAUCGGUUUUCCAAGGAUAUGAGUCAAGUGGACGAGACCCUUCCUCAUGUGAUAAUAGAUGUUACCCAGAUUUUUUUGUGGCUCGCCGGAAUUAUAAGCCUCGUGGCCAUUGUCAACCCUGUUUUGCUUGCACCAACAUUUAUUCUGGGAAUAAUUUUCUAUCAGCUGCGAAACUUCUAUCUUAAAACCUCAAGGGACUUGAAGCGUAUUGAAGCAAUAACCCGAUCUCCAGUAUACUCCCAUUUGGCUGCCUCCUUAACCGGUCUGUCCACCAUCCGUGCCUUCGAAGCUCAGCGCAUCCUAGAGGCCGAGUUCGACAACUACCAGGACAUGCAUAGCUCGGCACGCUUUAUGUUCAUUAGUACCUCGAACGCCUUUGGUUAUUGGAUGGACUGCUUAUGUGUUAUUUACAUAGGUAUCAUUACAAUCAGUUUCUUCAUCUUUCCCCCAGACAACGGAGGCGCUGUGGGUCUCGCCAUAACACAGGCCACAGGACUGAUGGGAAUGGUGCAGUGGGGAAUGCGUCAAUCCGCCGAGCUGGAGAACACGAUAACGGCCGUUGAGCGAGUGGUUGAGUACGAGGGCAUUGAGCCGGAGGGAGCAUUGGAGUCCCCAGACGAAAAGAAGCCACCUAAGUCGUGGCCAGAGCAAGGAAAGAUAGAGUUUGAUGAGCUGAGCCUGCGCUACUUGCCGGAUCCGAAAGCGGAGACUGUGCUCAAGUCACUUAGUUUCGUCAUCAAGCCAAAAGAAAAGGUGGGCAUCGUGGGACGCACUGGGGCGGGCAAGUCCUCGCUGAUUAACGCCCUCUUCCGACUGUCCUUCAACGAUGGAACCGUGCUCAUAGACAAGAGGGACACAAGUGAGAUGGGUCUGCACGACCUGCGCAGCAAGAUCUCCAUUAUUCCCCAGGAACCCGUUCUGUUCUCUGGCACAAUGCGACACAACUUGGAUCCCUUCGACGAGUACAGCGAUGAGAAGCUGUGGCACUCCUUGGAGGAGGUCAAGAUGAAGGAUGUGGUGGCCAAUCUGGCCACUGGCCUAGAGACCAAGGUCACCGAGGGAGGAACUAACUUCAGCGUGGGCCAGCGCCAGUUGGUCUGCUUGGCUCGGGCCAUUCUGCGCGAGAAUAGAAUCCUUGUGAUGGACGAGGCCACGGCCAAUGUGGAUCCCCAGACGGACAGCCUCAUCCAGGCAACCAUUCGGAACAAGUUCAAGGAGUGCACUGUCCUGACGAUUGCCCAUCGACUGCACUCCAUCAUGGAUUCCGACAAGGUACUGGUUAUGGACGCUGGACGCGCUGUGGAGUUUGGGUCGCCCUAUGAGCUCCUGACCGCGGCGGAUUCCAAGGUGUUCCACGGCAUGGUCAAGCAGACGGGACAUGCCACCUACGAGGAUCUGCUGAAAGUCGCACAAAAGGCCUUCGAAAGCGUCCAGAACUGAAAUAGUUCUUCAUGAGAUGAAACUAUAGAAAUAUGUUCUUGUC